Messenger RNA from Gavia stellata (red-throated loon), 1104 nucleotides. RefSeq names its product phosphate cytidylyltransferase 1B, choline (gene PCYT1B). Gene Ontology annotation, molecular function: choline-phosphate cytidylyltransferase activity; phosphatidylcholine binding. Bases 1 to 1104 code for a protein of 367 amino acids. Lineage: Eukaryota; Metazoa; Chordata; Aves; Gaviiformes; Gaviidae. The transcript is spliced from 8 exons. Gene Ontology annotation, biological process: CDP-choline pathway. The record is from RefSeq and is a predicted model, not a curated record.
AUGCCAGUGCUCGCGCCCGAUGCUGAGUCAGAAACAGGUAUCCCGAAAUCCCCCUCUGAGGCGCGGCGCUCGGAGGCCAUGGAGGAGCUGGAGCACACCUGCCCCCAGCCUCGCCUGACUCUGACGGCACCUGCUCCAUUUGCGGAUGAAACAAGCUGUCAGUGCCAAGCACCCCAUGAGAAGCUAACCAUUGCACAAGCCCGCCUGGGAACACCAGUUGAUAGACCUGUGAGAGUGUAUGCAGAUGGGAUAUUUGACCUCUUCCACUCUGGCCAUGCUAGAGCUCUUAUGCAAGCCAAAACUCUAUUCCCAAAUAGCUACUUAUUAGUAGGAGUUUGCAGUGAUGAUUUAACUCAUAAAUUCAAAGGCUUCACUGUGAUGAAUGAAACUGAGCGAUAUGAAGCCCUCAGACACUGUCGUUACGUGGAUGAGGUCAUCAGAGAUGCACCGUGGACACUGACACCCGAGUUCCUUGAAAAACAUAAGAUUGACUUUGUAGCCCACGAUGACAUCCCGUACUCCUCUGCUGGCUCGGAUGAUGUAUACAAACACAUAAAGGAGGCAGGAAUGUUCAUACCAACUCAGAGAACCGAAGGUAUCUCAACAUCGGAUAUCAUCACAAGGAUCGUCCGGGACUAUGACGUGUAUGCCCGGCGCAACCUCCAACGGGGAUACACCGCCAAAGAGCUGAAUGUUAGUUUUAUAAAUGAGAAGAAAUACCGCUUUCAAAACCAAGUGGACAAAAUGAAAGAAAAAGUCAAGAAUGUGGAGGAAAAAUCAAAAGAAUUUGUUUACAAGGUGGAAGAGAAGAGCCAUGACCUCAUUCAGAAAUGGGAAGAAAAGUCAAGGGAAUUUAUUGGCAACUUUUUAGAGCUGUUCGGACCCGAUGGAGCCUGGAAGCAGAUGUUCCAGGAACGAAGCGGACGAAUGCUCCAGGCUUUUUCUCCCCGGCAAAGCCCAAACAGCAGUCCUACGCGGGGCCGUUCUCCAUCCCGUUCUCCAUCUCCACCCUGGGUCUUCAAUAAAGCUUCCCCUCCCUCUUCUCCAAAAGCUGCCUCUGCCUCCCUCAGCAGCAUGAGCGAGGGAGAUGAGGAUGAAAAGUAG